UUCGAUUUUGAUUUCAAACCGGGUCGCUACUUGAUAUAUGAUAGCUUCGCCCGACCCGAAAACCCAGAAAGGUGGAAAGGAGUAAUGGGAUAGCCAACGGCGAGCAUAGUUGAAGUGAUCCUACCGAAAACAGGAAAAGCCCUAGAGAAAAGAAAACAAAGCAAAUGUGGUCUCUUUCUCUUCGCAGAUUGUCUUCUUCGUCAUUGCUUGGCAGUCAUGGCGGCUUCAAAUCCAUCUCUUACAUGCCCUCUAGAUUCGCCGCUUUUUUUACAGGUCGUUUAGAUAAUGGCAAUAGUAGUUCCUAUUCUGAUAAUGUUGCUAAAGGAGAAAGUGAAAAACGUACAUUACAGUCUUCAGGAAAUUUUGGGACUAAUAUGGAUUUGUUGGCUGCAAAAGAAAAUGUGUCUGCUCCAUAUCGCAAGGGGUUCCAAAAUUCUGCAGGUCUGAAAGAUGCUGAGAUGGGGAGGAAUUCUGGGCCCAUGGACUUUGUGAGGGGAAUAUUAGAGCAAGAGAGUUCUCGAUUUUCUCAAUACAAUGUUGAGCAUAAUGCUGAUAUUGUGCACAUAAAGCUAAUGCGUAAUAAUAGCUUUAUUAAUGUGACAGAUUCUAAGGGAAAUACAAAGUUUGUGGUUACAUCAGGAUCGAAGAAAGUGGUAGGCGAGGGAAAAGUAACUAGGUAUGCUGCUGAAGCAACUGCAGAAUAUGCUGGACGGAAGGCCAGAGAAAUGGGGUUGAAAUCGGUUGUGAUGAAGGUUGAAGGGUUCACUUACUUCAGGAAGAAAAGGCAAGCAAUCAUGAGCUUUAGAGAGGGCUUCUGUAAUUCUCGAGCUGAUAGGAAUCCUAUUGUAUACAUUGAAGAUACUACUCGGCGUCCACAUAAUGGAUGUCGACUUCCAAAGAAACGCCGAAUUUAGGUUAUAGCAUUUCAGCUACGUGUCUAAAGGAUGGAACUAAUUAUCCAAUGUUUAGCAAGAGUUUCACACACAAAGGGGCAGAUAAAUCCCUGGGAAUGGUAAUGGAUGUUGGUAGUUAUUUUGUUUGUAAUAACGGAAUCAAGGAGAAGGUAUCUUAAAGUGGUGGUGGAUGUUAAUUUGAUGAAUUCCAAUUAGUUUAAAGUUGUUCUUGUGUUGGUUUUGAGGUGACAAGCAUAUUUCUCAUGGACUUGUAGUACCCUGAAACUCAUGUCUUUUAUUUAUUGAGUUUAACAAUUCUGUCUCUAAA
Hevea brasiliensis (rubber tree) is the source of this 1221-nucleotide messenger RNA. RefSeq names its product probable ribosomal protein S11, mitochondrial. Gene Ontology annotation, biological process: maturation of SSU-rRNA from tricistronic rRNA transcript (SSU-rRNA, 5.8S rRNA, LSU-rRNA); translation; ribosomal small subunit assembly. NCBI's taxonomy places the organism in Eukaryota, Viridiplantae, Streptophyta, Magnoliopsida, Malpighiales, Euphorbiaceae. The transcript has 2 exons. Gene Ontology annotation, cellular component: ribosome; mitochondrial small ribosomal subunit. Gene Ontology annotation, molecular function: mRNA 5'-UTR binding; small ribosomal subunit rRNA binding; structural constituent of ribosome. The record is from RefSeq and is a predicted model, not a curated record. The coding region runs from base 165 to 914 and encodes 249 amino acids.